AUGGAGCCGGGCUGGGGCCGGAACAGCUCCCACCAGAGCCCAGCUGGGCACAGCCAGGGGCUGCCGAGCCCGGAGCCCAACCUGACAGUGCUGCACACCCGGGACGAGGAGCUGGCCAAGGCCGAGGUCGGGGUGCUGGGCGCCAUCCUGGCCGUGGCCACCGUGGGCAACCUGGGCGUGCUGCUGGCCAUGUACCGGCUGAGGAGGAAGAUGAGCCGCAUGCACCUCUUCAUCCUGCACCUGGGGCUGACCGACCUGGGCGUGGCCCUGUUCCAGGUGCUGCCCCAGCUGCUCUGGAAGGUCACCUACCGCUUCCUGGGGCCCGACCCUCUCUGCAGGGCCGUCAAGUACCUGCAGGUGCUCAGCAUGUUCUCCUCCACCUACAUGCUGCUGGUGAUGACGCUGGACCGCUACCUGGCCGUGUGCCGCCCGCUGCAGUCGCUGCAGCAGCCCGGCCGCCAGGCUCACGCCAUGAUCGCGGCCAGCUGGCUGCUCAGCUGCCUGCUCAGCCUGCCCCAGCUCUUCAUCUUCUCGCUGCGGGAGGUGCGCCCGGGCUCGGGGGUGCUGGACUGCUGGGCGCACUUCGGGCAGCCCUGGGGAGCCCGCGCCUACAUCACCUGGACGGCGCUGUGCGUCUUCGUGCUGCCCGUGGCCGUGCUCGGCGUCUGCUACAGCCUCAUCUGCCACGAGAUCUGCAGGAACCUGCGGGGCAAGACGCAGGGCGGGGGAGCCGCCGCCGCCCCCGCGCCGCCCUCGCGGGUCAGCAGCGUGCGCAGCAUCUCCCGCGCCAAGAUCCGCACCGUCAGGAUGACCUUCGUCAUCGUGGCCGCCUAUGUCGCCUGCUGGGCGCCCUUCUUCAGCGUGCAGAUGUGGUCAGUGUGGGAUGAGGAUGCUCCUGACGAGGACUCCACCAACGUGGCUUUCAGCAUCACCAUGCUGCUGGCCAGCCUCAGCAGCUGCUGCAACCCCUGGAUCUACCUGUUCUUCAGCGGGCACCUCCUGCCGGGCUGGGGGCGCUGCCGGGGCUGCUGGGGCCGCCCCCGGGCCGGGCUGCGCAGACCCAACUCCACCGGGAGCCUGUGCAGCAGGAAAACCACCAUCCUGAGCCACAGCCAGCAGGCAGGGCUGCCCCUGCACGGGGACAGCGCCCGGGAGCUGCGCCCGCCCUGCGACGAGGGAGCGACAGAGUCGGGCACGCUCUAG
Messenger RNA from Oenanthe melanoleuca, 1203 nucleotides. RefSeq names its product arginine vasopressin receptor 1B (gene AVPR1B). Gene Ontology annotation, biological process: regulation of systemic arterial blood pressure by vasopressin; positive regulation of vasoconstriction; G protein-coupled receptor signaling pathway. The transcript is spliced from 2 exons. Lineage: Eukaryota; Metazoa; Chordata; Aves; Passeriformes; Muscicapidae. Gene Ontology annotation, cellular component: membrane. The record is from RefSeq and is a predicted model, not a curated record. The coding region runs from base 1 to 1203 and encodes 400 amino acids. Gene Ontology annotation, molecular function: vasopressin receptor activity; peptide binding.